GAAUUUUAUCUAACAAUAUCACCAAGCACAAACCGGAAGUAGACACCAUAUUGGAUAGAAAAUGGAAGUAUUAAAGCAAAAUUUGAUUGUAACGUUACAUCGUUUUAUUACGAAGUGAAUUGUGUAACCUAAAUCUUUAAUUAUGAAUCGGACACGACAUUUGACCACCGGUCACAACAAAUGCCGUGAAUAAUCUCCACACAAAGGAACGAAAAGAAAAUUUGGAUUCGGAAGGAAGUUAUACUCAUACCAUGACGGAACAGAAAAGAUGCUGGUCAAACUGUUCUAGAGGCGAUGCCUUUAAAAGCAGUAUAAUUGCGGUUUUAGUUUUAACAGCAUUUAACCUGGUGAUAUAUAUGGCGUUUGAACAUUUUGGAUACUAUGGGAUUCACAGUAGAAUGAAUAAUUUAAUAACAUAUAGUGAAAAUAUAUCAAAUGAAGUAGAACGAAUCGUUCAGCAAUUUAAUGGAAGCGUACUCUCAAAUCGAAAUAUACAUCUGGCUACAGAGGUUUAUAGUAGUACAGGUCGGAGCUCACUACCAGAUUGUCCGAAGACUCCUCCAAAACUAGUUGGUCCUCUGGCUACAUACAGGAAAUCUCCAUCGAUUCCUGAGAUAGAGAAGGAAUAUGCCUGGUUACAUCCCGGUGGCCGUUAUUCCCCUGUGGAGUGUCAUAGUGAACACCGAGUGGCUGUUAUCAUUCCAUAUAGGAACAGAGAGGAUCAGUUAAAGACAUUUCUAUAUAACAUCCAUCCAAUCCUACAGCGACAACAGAUAAACUACGGAAUUUACGUUAUUGAACAGUCUGGAAACAACACAUUUAACCGAGCGCUACUGAUGAACAUUGGUUACGCGGAAUCCGUGAAGAUAUAUGACUACAAUUGCUUUGUAUUCCAUGACGUCGACCUAAUACCGGAAGAUGACAGGAUCCAUUAUGGAUGUGGGAAACAGCCACGCCAUCUGUCGGCAGCUAUUGAUAAAUUUCAAUACAGACUUCCAUAUGGAAACAUAUUCGGAGGCGUUUCUCAAUUAUCCAAAGACGUCUUUGUAAAGAUAAACGGAUUCUCGAACAAAUAUUUCGGUUGGGGAGGGGAGGAUGACGACUUAAGCGCGAGAGUCCGAUCUGAAGGUUUCCGAGUGGAGCGGUACCCUAUGAAUAUCGCCAGAUACAAGAUGUUUAAACAUCAGCAUGAGAGUAGUAACUCACAGAACCCCAAUAGAUUUCAUCUCCUUCAACAAGCGACAAAGAGAUAUAAAACAGACGGACUGAACAGUUUAAAAUACAGGGUGUUAAAUAUAGCCUACAACAAGCUGUAUACGAUGGUGACAGUAGAAGUCAAAAAGUCAGAUUACAAGUUAAAAAGGUGAUGACCUCGCCAGGAUUGAGGUGGGAACACGUGUUCAAUACUGUGCGCUCUCAGAAGAUCGUUAUGUAUAUAUAUGCCAAACACGGUCUCUUUCUGCUUCUGCUAAGAACAUUUUGAAUAAUUCCAAAGCGUUGGAAUUUUGAAGAAAAAAAAGAAAUGAUUAAAACCUCUUCAUUUUUUUUUACAAUGGGAGUGAGAGUAGAACUGACAUUUCCUUCUGAAUAUGGCGUAUAACACACCGGAGACUUGUUUUCCGUAUUAAUGUUGUUCAUUUCAUGUUCAAAUAUGUUUCUGAAAUAUUUUUGUGUUUUGUGUACGGCACAUUAUAUUUUUAUUAAGUUAGUUUUGAAUUGAUCACAACCGUUUUUUGUUUGUUUUUGUUUGUUUUUGGUUUUUAAAGAAUAGUUCCAAGUUAAAAG
This is a messenger RNA of Pecten maximus, 1785 nucleotides long. Its product is annotated as beta-1,4-N-acetylgalactosaminyltransferase bre-4-like. Bases 252 to 1367 code for a protein of 371 amino acids. Gene Ontology annotation, molecular function: glycosyltransferase activity. The record is from RefSeq and is a predicted model, not a curated record. Gene Ontology annotation, biological process: carbohydrate metabolic process. Lineage: Eukaryota; Metazoa; Mollusca; Bivalvia; Pectinida; Pectinidae. The transcript is spliced from 9 exons.